This is a messenger RNA of Epinephelus lanceolatus (giant grouper), 1401 nucleotides long. RefSeq names its product RNA polymerase I and III subunit C (gene polr1c). Gene Ontology annotation, molecular function: protein dimerization activity; DNA binding. The record is from RefSeq and is a predicted model, not a curated record. Gene Ontology annotation, biological process: DNA-templated transcription. Lineage: Eukaryota; Metazoa; Chordata; Actinopteri; Perciformes; Serranidae. Gene Ontology annotation, cellular component: RNA polymerase I complex; RNA polymerase III complex.
GAAGAAGCAGAAUAAGAAGAGGAAGAAGAAGAAAAAGAAGAAAACGAAGAAGAAGAACACUACAUGGCAAAAUGGCCGCGACCAUAAAGAACGUGGAAGAAAUCCGCAACCGAGUAAUACUGGGUGAAUUUGGAGUAAAAAAUGUUCAUACAUCAGAUUUCCCUGGCAACUACCCUGGCUAUGAUGAUGCAUGGGAUAUGCAAAAUUUUCAAAAGAACUUCAGAAUUGACAUAGUGCAUCUGGAUGAGAACAGUAUGGAGUUUGACAUGGUGGGGAUAGAUGCAGCCAUCGCCAAUGCCUUCAGAAGGAUCUUACUAGCAGAGGUGCCUGCUAUGGCUGUAGAGAAGGUAUUUAUCUAUAACAACACAUCCAUCGUCCAGGAUGAAGUCCUGGCCCACAGAUUAGGCCUCAUCCCCAUCAAAGCUGACCCUCGCCUGUUUGAGUACAGGAAUACUGGUGAAGAGUCUGCAGAAGAAGAAGGUUCAGAAAUAGAUACAAUACAACUGCAGCUGAAGGUUAAAUGCAGCAGGAAUCCCAGAGCCAGUAAAGACUCCUCUGACCCACAAGAGCUGUAUUUGAACCACAUGGUUUAUUCCAGGGACAUAAAGUGGGUCCCGAUUGGGAACCAGGCAGACGUGUUUGCAGACUCCAUCAUUGGACCAGUACAUGAUGACAUCCUGAUUGCUCAGCUCCGACCAGGACAGGAGCUGGACAUCAUCAUGCACUGUGUCAAAGGAAUCGGUAAGGACCAUGCUAAGUUCUCUCCAGUGGCCACAGCCAGUUACCGCCUCCUCCCAGACAUCACCCUGCUGGAGCCGGUGGAGGGAGAGAAGGCAGAGCGCCUAAAAUGCUGCUUUUCACGAGGAGUUAUAGACAUAGAAGAUGUUAAUGGGAAAAAGGUCGCCAAAGUAGUAAACAGCCGCUUGGAUACGUGCAGCAGGGAAGUCCUCCGACAUAAUGACCUGAAGAAUGUCGUGAAGCUGGGAAGACUGCGAGACCAUUUCAUCUUUACUGUGGAGUCGACUGGCAUCCUGCCUCCAGAUGUCCUAGUCACAGAAGCCAUCAAAGUCCUCAUGGCCAAGUGUCAGAGGUUUCUUAAUGAACUGGACUCUACCGACAUGGAAGUAAAGUAAAGAAGUAAAGACGGAGCAUGCUCAGAACAACCACAGGAUCUGAUAUUUAGAUAUGCCACAGUCUAUCAGGGCAUAUAUUGUUGAUACUGAGCUCUCAAUGGCUCUCAAGGCUGUAUUAUUAAAACCUAUAGUGAAGUUUCAAAAAGCAGAUAGUGGUUAGACUUGCUCAUUAGUGUGUGUGGAACUGCUGUCUCUGUGUGUACACUCUAUUAUGUAUGCCACUCUUUAUUUUCCCUAAAUAAACAUGCCGAAGCUUCUAAAAACAUCA